Messenger RNA from Cyphellophora europaea CBS 101466, 1659 nucleotides. RefSeq lists its product as uncharacterized. The transcript has 5 exons. Gene Ontology annotation, molecular function: amino acid transmembrane transporter activity. Lineage: Eukaryota; Fungi; Ascomycota; Eurotiomycetes; Chaetothyriales; Cyphellophoraceae. Gene Ontology annotation, cellular component: membrane. The coding region runs from base 1 to 1659 and encodes 552 amino acids. Gene Ontology annotation, biological process: amino acid transmembrane transport. The record is from RefSeq and is a predicted model, not a curated record.
AUGGAGGCAGAAAACAAAUCCAUCGCCACGGACAACGCAACAGAGCUCAAGUCCGGGCUCGACCUACAAAACACUGCCAGCAUUCAGGAGGCAGAGAUCAAAGACAGUCGCAAUGGACAGUUUCACCGCUCAUUCUCGCCUCGCCAGAUCCAUAUCAUCUCACUCGGAUCCAAUAUCGGCAGCGGCGUCUUCCUCGGCACGGGCAAAGCCCUUGCCAGCGGCGGCCCCGGUAACAUGGUCAUCGCCUAUGCACUCGUCUGCACAUGCGUCUGGGCGGUGCUACAGACUCUGGGAGAAAUGACCAUCGCCUUUCCGACUCCGGGCAACUACAUCGACUACGCCGAACGCUGGGUUGACCCGGCAUUGGCCUUUGGAGCCGGCUUUGCAGAAUGGCUGGCCUGGGUGGCAAUCAUCGCUCUCGAAGCCAUUUUCUUCGACCUGUUUGUCCAAUUCUGGGCACGAGGGGCACUGCCAGUCCCAGCUUCGAUUACCAUCUUUUUGGUCAUCAUGCUCGUCAUAUUCCUCCUGCCGAACAAGAUAUUUGCCUGGUUCGAAUACGUCACCUCGGUCGUCAAGAUCUUCCUCUUCCUUCUCAUCAUCAUCCUGUCGCUCUGCCUUGUCGCGGGCGCAGGACCAGGCGGAUACGUCCACGACGGAGCCUACUGGCGCGACCUCCCAGCCUUCAAAAACGGCUUCACCGGCUUUGCGAACUGCGCGCUCCUCUGUCUCGCCGGCGUUGGCGACCAGGUCUUCAUCGGCAUCAUGGGCGGCGAGGCCGAAAGCCCCCGCUUCUCCAUGGCCCACGCCACCAAACUGGUCCCCUACCGCGUCGGGAUCGUCUACAUGCUCAGCGUGGUUUUCAUCACGCUCCUGGUCCCCUCCAACGACGAGCGACUCCUCGGCGGAUCCGACGUCACCGCCUCUCCCUUUGUCAUCUCCGUCGUCGACGCCAACAUCCCCGUCGUGCCCGACAUCAUCAACGCCGCCAUGAUCACCGGCAUCCUCGCCAUCGGCGCCGAAUCCAUCUACCUCUCAUCCCGCAUCCUGCGCACCAUGGCGCACAAGAAGCUGAUUCCCGAGUAUUUCGCGACCGUCGACGACAAAGGCCGUCCACGCUGGGCCCUCGCCAUCACUUGCGGCGUCGGCGUCUUCCUCAGCUACCUCAGCCUGAGCGCCGGCGGCUACGAACUCUUCAUCUGGCUCGUCAACAUCUCCAGCACCGCCUUCUUCGUCAACUGGCUGAUAAUCGGCUACACCUCAAUCCGCUUCCACGCCGCCCUCCGCGCACAGUCCUCCCCCCUCCUCCACCCCACCACCACCCCCUACGCCUGGACCUCCUACCGCUGGCCCCUGAUGCCCGCGUGGCUGCUCCUCGUCUCCUUGCUGCUGACGGCAUGCUGCAUCCAAGCCGCGGUGCAGCCGCUCAACGGCGCGAAGUUGACGCCGUAUUAUUUCUUCCAGUAUAUCAUUGGCUUGCUGCUGAUUGUGGGGGGCACGGGGAUUUAUAAGGUGGUGAUGAGGACGGAGUGGCGGGAUCCGGCCAAGGCGGAUCUGGUGACGGGGAGGAGGGUGCUGACGGUGGACGAGGUGAGGGGGUUGGAUGAGUAUUAUCGCCUGCCGAGGUGGAGGCGGUUUUUGGGAUAUGUGCAGUUGUGGUGA